Molecule: messenger RNA, 1185 nt
Organism: Penicillium canescens
Lineage: Eukaryota; Fungi; Ascomycota; Eurotiomycetes; Eurotiales; Aspergillaceae
Product: glycosyltransferase family 32 protein
Exons: 1
Coding region: 1-1185 (394 amino acids)
Source: RefSeq, a predicted model, not a curated record
AUGUUUGGAUUCAGUUUUCUCUCCAGGCUCACAAUUCUGGUGAUUGCCUCAGUGACUGUGUUCUACCUGGCAUAUCCCUCUUCGCCUCCAACAUGGCAUUUCAGUCGCGUUGCUGCGGGAUAUCAUCAUGUAGCCACCUACUAUUCCCGCCCGCCCUUUAGAGGAAAACCGGCCGAAAUAGCUGGUCAACAAAAGGAUUCAGCCUAUCAGCCCAAAGAGACCGCCGCCAUUGAGACAGGAUCAAGAGAAACGUAUGCCACACACGAGAGUGUUGCGCACCAAGUUCAGGACUCGCACCAUCCUCAAGAGUCGGAAAAACCAAAGGACGAAUUCGACGAGAUCCCCGAAGAGACUCCGGAAGAGCGACACUGCUUCGCAAGCGGGAUACAGUCCUCUAGGCCAAUUCCUAAGACACUGAAUUUCAUAUGGCUCAAUCGGACUGAACUGUCCUUCAUGAGCUACCUGGCCAUGCGGGCCGCACUAGUGUCUCUCCAACCAGACCGGCUGAAUCUCCACUACACCGAUCUCAACGAAAACAAUGAGUGGUUACGCAAGCUGCACGCCAACAUCACUCUCAUUCGCCAUGAUAUGAAGCAAGAAUAUCCUAGACAGGUAGAGGAAAAUUGGCACCUAGCGCACGUCUCGGAUGUGAUGCGGCUAGACAUACUACAGCGCGACGGCGGGAUCUACUUCGACACGGAUAUUAUUGCCCUGCAGUCCUUUGACAACCUGCUGCAUAGCCCGAAGGACAUUGUUCUCGGCCACGAGGGCCGUAACCGCUUCGGGCUGUGCAAUGGCAUCAUUUUGGGGCGGAAGGGCUCCGCAUUCGUGGACCGUUGGAAAGCCAGCUACAGCUCUUUUGAGGUGGGCGAGUGGAACACCCACUCGGUCAUUCUCCCACAUGACUGGUCUUUGUUGUUCCCUGAAGAAGUCUGCACCCUGUCGCCAACGGUAUUCUUCUGGCCAAGUUGGGAUGCUAUACAAUAUAUGCAUGAGCCGCUUACCGACACCCAGGCAAGGGACUUUGAGCGGACCCUUGCCAGAAACAAUGGCAGUAUGUACUCGAAUCAGCUUGCUUAUCAUGCCUGGCACCAGGUGGCACCGCAGCUGAACAGCUUAACGCCCGAGAUCAUAAUGACGCAGGACACUCGGUUUAACAUGUUGGUUCGACGAUUUUUAGAGUGA